AUGGCAAGGUAUUCACGCUCACCUUCCCCAGAUUACAAACGACGUAAGUCAUAUCAUAACUCUCGCGGAGACUCCCCGUCGCCGACCAGGCGCCAUCACCAGGCAAGGGAGCGUGAGCGGGACAGCCACCGCGACCGCGAGAGGGAGAGAGACCGACCUAGGGACCGUGACAGGGAAAGGGAAAGGGACCGGGACCGAGACUACCGCGAUAGAGAUAGAGAUAGAGACAGGCGUCGUGAUGACCGCGACUACGAUCGUCGGAGAGACCGAACCCAUCGAGAGAAAGACAGAGAUAGAGACCGGGACCGAGAGUCUGAACGGGACCGCAAUGACCGUGGUAGGAAGCGCUCUCGCUCGCUCUCUCGCGAUGCCCCACCCUCAGCGCCUACCGAAACAUCCAAGCAGUCUACUCCUGCUCCUGCUCCUCCCCCAGAACAAUCAACAUCUACUUCAACACCAGCUCCAGCACCUACUCUCGCACCUGUGGCAGAUGUUUCUACUGCUCCCAUACCUGAACCAAUUGCUGCUUCUGUAUCAGCAACUACAACCGCGAUCAAUAGCGCCGCUGCGACUCCGCCAGCCACCAAUACGACCAAACCAUCUGGACCCGAAGACGAAAAAAUGAGAGCUAAACGUGAGCGCCUGGAGGCUUGGAAGAAACAGCAGGCGCUGGCGAAAGAGCAAAAAGCCAAAGGAGGUGAUAAGGCAUCUACCACCAAUGGCACUUCAGGAGUGAGGCCUACUGGGGCUCUGAGUCGUCCAGGUGGAAUAGGCAUCAAAGGUUUGCCUCAGCGACCCGAGGCUGGCAAGUCACUUUCUAAGGCUGCUCGCUCCAUGGACGAUACUACGGAAUCCAAUCGAAAGCUCGUCAAACUCGGGGAUAUGCCUGCAGUUGACUUGUCUAUGGAUACGAAUGCAAACGGCAUCGGUGAAAAUUUGGAAGCGGAGGAUGACGAUGAGCCUGAGCCUAUGCAAAUAGAUUCUACAAACCCUACUCCUGCUGUCGAAGAAGAGGAAGAAGAGGACCCGCUGGAUGCCUUUAUGAGUGGUGUGAAGGAAGAAGUGAAAAAAGUCAAUGCUGAGGACCGAAAGCGCAUGGCAGGCAAUGGAGAACAACUUGGUAUCACCGCAGAGGAUGCGGAGGAUGAUGUAGAGGAGACACGAGAUGUUGACGAGCUUGAUGCUACUGAACUUCGCCCGGAAGAUAUUCUAGCACUCGCUGCCAAAAAAGCCAAGAAAAAGGAUCUGGCAGUUGUUGAUCACGACAAGAUCAAGUACGAGCCAUUCCGAAAAGCUUUCUAUCAUCCACCUCCUGAUGUUGCGGCCAUGACUGAUGAUGAGGCUGAUCUUUUGCGACUGAGCCUCGAUGGCAUCAAAAUCCGUGGGUUGGAUUGCCCCAAACCCGUCACAAAAUGGAGCCAUUGUGGGUUACCUAGUAGUUGUCUGGAUGUGAUCAAACGCUUAGGUUAUACUGCCCCGACUUCCAUUCAAUCACAGGCGAUUCCAGCAAUCAUGUCUGGUCGCGAUGUAAUUGGCGUUGCGAAAACAGGCUCUGGCAAGACGAUUGCUUUUUUGUUACCUCUAUUCCGGCAUAUCAAAGAUCAGCGACCUUUGGAGACUAUGGAGGGCCCGAUGGCAAUUGUCAUGACACCAACUCGAGAGCUUGCUGUCCAAAUUCACAGGGAAUGCAAGCCAUUCCUUAAGGUCUUGAACCUUCGUGCUGUGUGCGCUUAUGGUGGCUCGCCUAUCAAAGACCAAAUCGCGGAGAUGAAGAAGGGAUGCGAAAUUAUUGUAUGCACCCCCGGCAGAAUGAUUGACCUGCUCACCGCGAACUCGGGUCGUGUGACUAACUUGCGCCGGGUAACAUACCUUGUCUUGGACGAGGCUGAUCGUAUGUUCGACAUGGGAUUUGAGCCACAGGUUAUGAAAAUUGUGAAUAACAUUCGACCAGAUAGGCAGACUGUCCUGUUUUCGGCCACAUUCCCGAAACAGAUGGAUUCAUUGGCGCGAAAAAUAUUACGGAAACCUCUCGAAAUCACGGUCGGAGGUCGCAGCGUUGUCGCAGCCGAGAUUGAUCAAAUUGUUGAAGUUCGCACGGAAGAGUCCAAGUUUAAUCGCCUCCUCGAAAUCCUCGGCCAGACCUACAAUGAGGAUAGUGAAGCCCGAACCCUAAUCUUUGUCGAUCGUCAAGAGGCAGCUGAUAAUCUCUUACGCGAGCUGAUGCGCAAAGGCUACGUGUGCAUGUCCUUACACGGCGGGAAAGAUCAGGUGGACAGAGACGCAACUAUCGCCGACUUCAAAGCUGGAGUAGUACCCAUCGUUAUUGCUACUUCGGUUGCAGCGCGUGGGCUCGAUGUGAAGCAACUCAAGUUGGUAAUCAACUAUGACGCACCGAACCAUAUGGAAGAUUAUGUACACCGUGCGGGCCGAACGGGACGAGCUGGAAACAAGGGCACAUGCGUAACCUUCAUUACUCCCGAGCAGGAACGGUAUUCCGUCGACAUAUUCCGAGCGCUCGAAGCAAGUAAGGCUACCAUUCCCUCAGACCUGGAAGAACUGGCCAAGGGUUUCCUCGACAAGGUCAAGGCCGGCAAGGCACAAAGUUAUGUGGGAGCUGGGUUUGGCGGCAAGGGCCUAGACAAAUUCGACCAAGAGCGCGAUGCCAAAGAGCGGGCUCAACGGGCUGCUUACGGUGAAGCAAUAGAAGAGAAGCCCAAGGUCGAGGAGGAAGCUAGCACCCCAACGACGAAAGAGGACGACAUGACAUUUGGAAAUUUCAAGGUCGAGAUCAGAAAGGGACCGGCGCCCGACUCGUCCAAAACAGUAUCAACCCCAGCUGGGGCGGCUGCCCGAUGGACGAAGGCCAAGGACGACGAAGCCAAAGUAAUGUCAAAUCUCAAGGCGGCUCAGGAGGCUGCGGCGAGAAUCACCAGCAAGGAUUCGGCGGCCUACAGACAGGCCCAGAGCGUUGUAGCAAAAUUCAACGCGCAACUCCGCGCUACGAAGCUCAUGGCACAAAGUCAGUCUCAGCUCGACGAUGCGGGGCGCAAACCAAAGGAUCCCGACGCGACAGAUUUCCACGCCAUUAUCCCCAUCAACGACUAUCCUCAAAAGGCGCGCUGGAGAGUGACAAACAAGGAAACUAUGGUCCAGUUGAUCGAUAUGACCGGUGCUUCCGUCACAAACAAAGGUUCGUAUAUACUACGAACCGGGCAAAGAACCUCCUCUAGAAGGGCCCCCGAAACUCACUUGUUGGUGGAGUCCAACGACGAAUUCCGGGUCGAACAGGCUGUGCGCGAAAUCAAACGACUCCUCAUCGAGGCCUCAACUGCCGCGCUUGCAGCAGAACAGCGGAACCCCACGGCUACAGCUGGUCGUUACAGUGUGGUUUAA
Molecule: messenger RNA, 3393 nt
Organism: Rhizoctonia solani
Lineage: Eukaryota; Fungi; Basidiomycota; Agaricomycetes; Cantharellales; Ceratobasidiaceae
Product: DEAD/DEAH box helicase
Exons: 10
Coding region: 1-3393 (1130 amino acids)
Biological process (GO): mRNA splicing, via spliceosome
Cellular component (GO): nucleus
Molecular function (GO): RNA helicase activity; ATP binding; nucleic acid binding
Source: RefSeq, a predicted model, not a curated record